Numida meleagris (helmeted guineafowl) is the source of this 4687-nucleotide messenger RNA. RefSeq names its product zinc finger DHHC-type containing 2 (gene ZDHHC2). The transcript has 13 exons. The record is from RefSeq and is a predicted model, not a curated record. Gene Ontology annotation, biological process: peptidyl-L-cysteine S-palmitoylation; protein targeting to membrane. The coding region runs from base 18 to 1163 and encodes 381 amino acids. Gene Ontology annotation, molecular function: protein-cysteine S-palmitoyltransferase activity. Lineage: Eukaryota; Metazoa; Chordata; Aves; Galliformes; Numididae. Gene Ontology annotation, cellular component: endoplasmic reticulum; Golgi apparatus.
CGGAGUGCGCGGCCGGGAUGCGGUGCGGGAAGAUGGCGGCGGCGGCGCCCUCCGCGCCUGCAGCCGGGGCGGCGGGCGGCUGGGGCGGCGUGCGGCGGCGCUGCCAGCGGCUGCUCUACUGGGUGCCCGUGCUCUUCAUAUCCAGCAUCCUCUGCUGGUCCUACUACGCCUAUGUCACCCAGCUCUGCCUGCUAACAAUGACAAUCAUUGGAGAAAAAGUUGUGUGCCUGGUCGCUUACCACAUAUUUUUCAUGCUGUUCGUCUGGUCAUAUUGGAAAACAAUCUUUACUCUGCCAAUGAAUCCUUCAAAAGAAUUUCAUCUGUCAUACUCAGACAAAGAAUCCCUAGAAAGGGAGCCAAGAGGUGAAUCCCAGCAGGAAGUCUUACGACGAGCAGCCAAGGAUCUUCCCAUCUAUACACGGACAAUGUCUGGAGCAAUCAGAUACUGUGACAGAUGCCAUCUCGUAAAACCAGAUCGUUGCCAUCACUGUUCUGUGUGUGACAAAUGCAUUCUGAAAAUGGAUCAUCAUUGUCCUUGGGUGAACAACUGUGUCGGAUUCUCCAAUUACAAAUUUUUUCUUCUCUUCUUGGCUUACUCUCUACUGUAUUGCCUUUUCAUCGCUGCGACAGAUUUACAGUAUUUUAUCAAGUUUUGGACAAAUGGCCUUCCUGAUACUCAAGCCAAGUUCCACAUCAUGUUUUUAUUCUUUGCUGCUGCUAUGUUUUCUGUCAGUCUGUCUUCUCUCUUUGGGUACCACUGCUGGCUUGUCAGCAAGAAUAAGUCAACUUUAGAGGUAUUCAGAGCACCCAUAUUUCAUCACAGAACAGACAAGAACGGUUUUAGCUUGGGCUUCAGCAAAAACCUAAGGCAGGUGUUUGGUGAUGAGAAGAAGUACUGGCUGUUGCCUGUGUUUUCAAGUCUAGGGGAUGGUUGCUCCUUUCCAACUUGCCUUGUUAAUCAAGAUCCCGAGCAAGCCUCCACACCUGGUGGUCUCAAUUCAACAUGCAAAAACGAGAGCCACCUGUUCCCUGCAAAGCCGCUACGCGACUCCCAGAGCCACCUCCUUACCGACACACAUUCCUGGUCGGACAUUGGUGCAAAGGCUGAAAAGGGCAAAGUUGGUAUGAGCAAUCCUGCAUUAACUAUGGAGAAUGAAACCUAGCUUCCCUAAAAAGAAACAUCUGAAUGUUUUAGGAAAGUUCAAGAAAAAGCUGUUGUUGGAAGGAAGAUGGAUUCUUCCAAAAUCAGCCCUAUUGGCCAGCUGCUCCUGUCUGCUCCUAUGUGGAUGUGCUCAGAAAACAAACUGACAGAUGAUUAGCUGUCUCCAUGUCACUGCUUGAAACAUGAAACAAAACAUGCUAUUUUGAAUCACGUAAAGAAUGUUUCAACUUAAAUUUACUAGUUUUGAAUGGUGAAGAGCGAUUCUGAGUACUGCGGGGGGUGGGGGGUUGGGGGGGUGGGGGGGCAGAAUAGUCUGAGUUUACUAUUGUAAAAAUUCUGUGGCUGGUUUUACUUCAAUAUUCAGCACAAAAAAAAAUGUGACCUCCUUAUGUACCAGCCUAGGUUCUUGCCCUGGUUUUCAAAGUUCAGCUGUUAAUUCAAAUCACUGUAAGUAUUUGACUGACUUAAAAAAUCAAAUGUUUGCACUGCUGGCUUGAUAAAGUGGGAGAAUGAUCAGUACUGAUUAUGGACACUUUAGUUGCUUGGUGGACUGCAUUUUCUUUUGAGCGCUUGAUAUACUGUUUUUUGAAGAUAAAGCAACCCAAGUGAAGUGUCAGACUGUUCCUGGAACUGUUUUGUAAAACGUUAUUGCAAAGGCUCCCUUUUAAAUAACUUGAAAAGUUGUGGAGGGGGAAAAAAUCUCCUUUGAUAAUUGAAUACUAGUGAGUCUCUGGUAAGUGAGUGAUUAAAAAGCCCACAUUCAGAAGGAUAAUAUAUAAGUGAAACUGCUACACUGGGGAUUUUUAUGAAAGCUGCACAGGACAAUCCUAUGAAAUGGGGAUUUUAAUCUCCCAUUUAGAGCCUUCAUCCCUUUAAGAAAGGGAAGGCUGGCACCUCACUUGAACCAAAAGGCAUUUGGUUUUGUCAUUGAUGUUGUUUUUGUGUUGUUUUUCUUUAAUUAUUAUUUUAAACAAAUCUGUGUUCCUGAUGGCCACUGUCUUUCAAAAUCUCACUUCUUCUUAACUGAUAGUUGUCUCAAAUAUAUUUUACAUGUUCUUUGAGUCACUGCAUUUCUGACUGCAUAAAUUAAUUAUUAUCAUUUAUAAUCAAGGAGACAUUGUUGUAACUUAUGAUAUUUGCAGUUAUGGGACAAUGGACAUUUGACUGCAAUACCAAAAGGCCAGACUGCUGCACAUAGGAAGCCCCACUCCAUUAAGCUGGAGAUACACAGCAGCUUUCUUAACAUCUGAGUUAACCAGCCAGAUAAUGAAAGAUGUGUUAUCGACUGCAAAGUCAAGGAAGCUUCCACAACACAAAUCUAAUUGUCUUGUGCCUUUUGUAUACACCACAUCUAUGGUAUCAGUGUUUACAUUUAAAUGCAAAGUAUUUGUUGUUCUGAAAAUAGCAAAAAGGAACUUCGUUGUGCUUUUCAGGUAGAAUCACAGUGUAAAGAUUCCAGUUGUUUGCUGAAGAAGAGCAAGCCCAUUUAGAAUACUGGUAGCAAGACUAAGUGAUCUCUGAAAGGAAAAAUCUUAUCAUUAACUCUUCUAAAGGCAGGUAACUUUCUUUUGUUUUUCCUGGAAUUGCAACUUAAGUGAUAAGUGUUGGAGCACAAAUGUGGAUUUCUUUUUCUUGGGAGGAAAGAAGUAUUGCGUUUUCUGGGCUUUUUUUACUCUCAAAAUGUUAGCAACCUGGAAUCAUCUGAUUCUUGCCAGAAGUGCCAGAGUAUGGAUCCAUUGCUGUAGAACACUUUUUUUAAAACUAGCAUGAAGGUAGCACAUGGUUUACACGAUGCCUGCAGACAUCCCAGUAACCAAAAGUUUUCCACAGCUAUUUAUUCAGUGUUGUCUUAUCAGCUUAGUUUGUAUUAGUGUUUGUUUAAGGUGUCAAGGGGAGAGGGAAGAACAUAUAUUUUUGACACUUCAAGUUCUCUGGCUGUAUAGUCUUGUUUUUUAUGCAGUCAGGGUGAUUUGUUGUGGAGCAUGCAUUUGAAAAGAGUGAGUAAAAAGUUGAAAUUCAGCUUUAAUGUAACUUGUUCCAUAUUUUUACAUAAAGACAAAUACAGCUUUCUUUCCAGCAAAAUUCACAGUGGGAAUUGCUGUAAUGCAGGUGGCAGACCUGCCCUGGGGCAGGAAGGCAGUCAGCCUCCCUGGCAGUGUCCAGGGCUCUGCAGGGUCUCAGUAAGGCUAGGAACUGAUGUAGAGAAAGGACAGGGAUCAAGAAAUGCCCAAGUGUGUCAGCAGUCACAUUUAGAAAGCACAAUAGCCCUAAAUAAUGUUUGGUUUGGAUGUAGCCAUUGGCUGUCCCUCUAGGGGAAAAGUGAGGGACAGCAUGAGGCCAGGGAACAAACUGAUGAAGGGAGGGGAAGGGAAGAUAAGACAUGGGGGUCAUUCAGUUGUGGUCAGCAAAUCUGAGCCAGAAGGCCAUGGCUAUACCUGAUCACAGGCUCCUAUGAGCUGUGCCCCCAUGAACACCAAUGGCAGCUGGGGUGAGAGCAAGCACGUCAUGCUCCGAGUUGUAGUUUCUGAUUCAACUGUAUUUUUGGCUUUAAGUGCCCCAAAAACCUAUAUAGUAUAUAGAGAAGUGAAAAUGGUCAUCCUGACAUAUUGUCAUUGAGCACUGAUGCUAUUCCAAUGCAUGUGGGAGAAUUUGUGGACAGGUAAUAGGAGCAAGAACGCAAUGUCGUUUGUCUGCUUACACUGAUUCUCCUGUUCUUUACACUGUUAUUGCUAGGCACUUUACUGUAGUCUUUAGGUGAUUUCUGUAUUUUUUUUAAAAGACUGCUUUCUACCUACUGUACAGUUAAUCAACUUUUUUGCUAAAAAAAAAAAAAAGCCCUGAUAUUUGUCUAGAAAUAACAACCCUAUAUUUCAGGCUUCUUUGGAAGUUAGAUGAGUUUGACAGACUCAUCUAAUGGGCCUGAGUCCCUCAAGACUGUAACAGAGUUUAUUUUGUAUACAUGUAAGCAGUUAUAUGAAUCACGAGCCACCCCCACAUGCGUAACAAGCUUCCUUAAUUUGUAUGUUAGAGCAAAUCCACUACAUCUUUACACCAGAAGUAGCCCACAAAUAUUAUUUAUAUGGUGAUGUACUGGUGGUGCAAUGCUCAAAGUCUGCCCAGAGAACAAUUUUUACUGAGACUGAGCAUCUAGAUGUUGGUUGGUUCCUUCAAUUGAGCAAUUAGACAUACACAGCUGCUGCAGUGCACUAAAUUGCUGAAAAAAGACUGAAAGCUUGGCAGUUUGAACUAAUGAAGCCCUGGUACUUAUUUCCAACUAUGUGUACUUAAAAUCAUGGUCUUUAAGCAAGGCUUUAGCAUUGGUGGAAGAAGCAAGACUGUUUUAGUGCAUGGUAUUCUACAGCUGUUGUUAGUCUCACAGCUGGACUAAAUGUUUUCACCUUGAUUCAGUUGACUGGUGCAUGGGAUGUAGGGGGAAGUAAAUUUCUACAUAUAUUUAGUAUAGAACUUUGCCACUUGUUAAUGUAUUGCUCAUAUAAAUAAAAAUGCUUCAUGUUCAGCAAAUCA